Centruroides sculpturatus (bark scorpion) is the source of this 2477-nucleotide messenger RNA. RefSeq names its product jmjC domain-containing protein 7-like. The transcript is spliced from 9 exons. Lineage: Eukaryota; Metazoa; Arthropoda; Arachnida; Scorpiones; Buthidae. Gene Ontology annotation, molecular function: 2-oxoglutarate-dependent dioxygenase activity; calcium ion binding. Bases 607 to 1785 code for a protein of 392 amino acids. The record is from RefSeq and is a predicted model, not a curated record.
CGUUCCUUUUCUUUUGGAAAGAAGGAAGCCUAGACGAGUUUUGAUGCUUGCUUUUGUUUUAAAUAUGACAAAAUAUCGGCGUUUCGUUUGUUUUUCUAUUUAAUUUUAUUGUUUGUUUGUCGUCGUUUAUAUAAUAUCAAAUAACUUGAGUCAGAUAGCUAUUUAUAUAAAUUUAUGUAGUUAGUCUUCCAGACUUUAACUUUAAACCUUUCAAUUUUGUAAUUUCAGUAAUAUUUUUGGUGUUGUGAUUAUUUCUUAUUUAUCCAGUUCCUUUAUUUUUCAUUUGCAUGAAACAUUACUUAAGAUGAAAAACCAUUGAUUACACAGAAAAUAAAUAAUAAAAAUUAAACUUAACAAAUGAUUUUGGUGUUACUGAAACCAAAAUUUGCAGAGAGCACCACCAUGCAAUAGCUCAAAUUUUGUUUGUGAAUUAAAAUUGUACAAAAGUCUGAAUUUGGCAUAUGAAAAGUGAAUUAGGGUAUCAAUGUCUUGUGUACAAAAAGUCAGUUGUCAGAAAGUUGAGAACCACCUGUAUUUGAUUCUGACCACAAAGAACUUGUUAAAUUAUUCAUAAUUGAGUCAAGAUAUGAUGAAUUUUAACAAAGAAUGUUAAAAAGUAUUAAAGUUACUGGAAUCACAAUAUUAAAUAUCAUAUUACUAAUUAUUUUAAUCAUCAUAAUCCUUGAUGUCAUAAUAUUUGUAUUUGUCAUAUCAUUUCAAACUUGUGUUCCAAAUGGCCAUUUACAGCCAUUGGGAUUCCAUGCAUCACCUAUAAAAGAUGGAAUUAAAAUAUUAAAUUAUUUUCCUCAUCCAAAUGAAUUUUGGAAUGAAUAUGUUGCAAAUGGAAAACCAGUAAUUUUUCAUAACAUAGCAAAAUCAUUUAAUGCUUUUGGUUUAUGGACUGAUGAUUAUUUGAGACUUCAUUAUGGUCAUAUGGAAGUGACAGUAGAAAGACAGAAGAAAGAAAACAGAACUUCAGAAGUAACUUUAAUGCUAUUUUCAGAAUUUUUACAAAAGUAUCAGAAAGAAGAUUUAUAUGUGAUUACUGUUUUGCAUUCUGAAUGGCUAUCUGAUAUAUCACUUCCCAAGCCAAUCCUGUGUGGAAAUCUUCAAAAUUCUUUAAAUCAUAUUAACUUAUGGAUGAGCAAUGGAGAGACAAAAUCUGUACUUCAUAGGGAUUCUAUGGAUAAUAUUCAUUGUAUUUUAGAUGGGAGAAAAGAAUUGUUUCUUGUAAACAAAGAAUUAAAAGACUAUAUUAUUUAUGACGAUAAUGAAGAGUAUAGUACUGUUGAUGUGGAUUCUGUUGACAUGUAUCAGCAUCCUGGCUUACAAGAAAUAUCAUGGUAUAAUGCUAGCAUUAAUUCUGGUGACUGCAUCUUUAUACCAUAUAUGUGGUUCCAUCAAGUUACAUCAUCUAAAGGAAGAAAUGUUGCAAUAAAUUGGUGGAUGAAUCAUCUUUUAUGGUUUAAUUUGACAGAUUGUAAUGAUAAGGAGCUAGAAGAAUGGCUUCCUUCUUAUAGUUUUGAAUUUCCAAACUUAUCAUCAAAACAAAAAUAUCAAUUAUUACAGUUCAUUGAUGGAUAUAACAAUUUAACAUACAAUGAAUUUAAACAGAUAUAUGAAGAAAUAAAAUGUAAAAAUUCAAAUUUAAGAGAGUUAUUCGUAAAACUGGAUGAAGAUGAAAAUAAUUAUAUUACAUUAGAAGAAUUGUACCAAGCAGAUUCAGUUUACUUCAAAUCAUAUUUUACUGACUGUGAUGAUAGCUUCAAUCAUGACAAAAUAUAAUUUUGUCUGAUUUCUCUACAAUUAACAUAUAUUUUGGAGCUUAAAGAUUUGUGUGAAAGCAGUUUAGUUUUAAUAAUUUUAUAAUUUAGCAAUUUUGAUCCAUGUCCAAAAAUUUCAGAGAUACUAAAAUAUGAAUUCUAAGAAUCUGAAUUAACAAUAUUUUCAAUAUCAUUAAUAAGUAUAGACCAAGGAUGUGUUAUACGGGAUUUGUAUGAAUCUCUAAUUUAAAUUUUUAAGGUACAGGCAAACUUCUAAUUAUGAAGCCAAAUUAAAAAUUAGAAAAAUAACUUUUUAUAUUUAUAUCUCAUGAUUUAAUAAUGUGUAAAACUGAUCAUUGUCAACUGUUAGCUUCUUAUAUGAAACAUUUUGAUAUCUUUAUGGGAUAUGGCUGGGAGGAAGGUAGUGGAGAGUAGGGAAGUCUUUUUGUUUUAAGAUUCAAAUUUGCAUAAACUAUAACUUUAGUUAAUUUAUCUAUAUUUUCAUAAAUUAAUGCUCUACAGUAAAAACUGAAUGAGUCACCAUUGCAAAAUGACAUUUUAAAACAAGUUAUUUAGAUUAAUAAUAAAUUAUUGUUUUACUUAUAUGUUAAAAUCUUAAACUAUGCAAAAAUAGUCAUGUUUAAUUUUUGUUUAUAAUGAUAAAUCUUGUAAACUGGUGAAUUAAAUAAAUGAGAAAAUAUUUCUGCUAUAAAA